Molecule: messenger RNA, 327 nt
Organism: Ylistrum balloti
Lineage: Eukaryota; Metazoa; Mollusca; Bivalvia; Pectinida; Pectinidae
Exons: 3
Coding region: 1-327 (108 amino acids)
Source: RefSeq, a predicted model, not a curated record
AUGGUCGGAGGAAAGUUUUCUUUCGUCUGGGUUUUGAGUUUCCUCUGUGUUUUAGUGAAGGUGGCCGAAAGUGGUGAAUGCUGCAGGUCGCAUUAUGACGUCAUGGGCAAUGUAAUGAAUGAGCGGUGGUGUGAGAAUUAUUGUUGUUUCCAAGGUAACAUUUACAGUUGCUGCAACAAUUGGUUCUUCCGCGCACCGGCUCGAGACAGAUCUACGUUCUGUGUCAACUGGUUUACUCGUCACAUAUGGGUUCCGAUCCUGGUGGCGUUAAUCAUCAUCGGGUUGUUGAUUGGUUGCGGGGUGUGCUGCUGCUGUAUAUGCUGUUAA